AUCAGCGAUAACAUAAGCGAUAUUGAGUAAUAUAAUUAAACUAGUACUUAAUGUGAACACACGUCUGCGGCACAAAAGGAGCAGCCCAACAACAAAUACCCACACAAUCAGGAUGUAUACAACACAUUCGCUGCUAAUGAUGCUGCUGCUGCUGUUGCUGCUGCUUUUGUUGCUUGCCUCUGCGAGGGGUGACCAGCAAAUGGUGGGCAGCAGGGAAAAAUUGCUGUCCACCCUGCAGGAGGACUUCAUCGGCUUGGAGGAGUCACAAGCGCUGCCAGAGCCACAUACACGGGAACAAGUUGAAUUGUUGCGCCACUUGAAUUUCGUGCCACCCACCAUCGACUUUGGCAAAUGGUCGGUGGGUCAAACGGUAACGCAAAUUGUGACGCUCUUCAAUCACCACACAAAUCGCACCGUUCACCUAAAUUCAGUGGCCGGACCCGAGCCGGUCUUCUACAGCAGUUUCUUUGGCACACGCGAAGUGCCGCCGCAAGGCAACACCACAUUCAGUGUUGUCUUCUUGCCCCGUCAGCUUGGUGCCAUAUCAACGGGUCUGCUCAUCCAAACGUCAUUCGGUCGCGCCGAGUUCGAGGUGCGUGGCGAGGGCAGCGAGUGUCCCUAUCGCUUGAAGCCCCUCGUGGGCAUCAAAGCGCCCAUGAAUGCAACUCUUACGCCCGAGAUUCACAUGUAUAAUCCGCACGAGCGGCCGCUGCAGAUACUCGAGGUUUACAGCAGCGGCGGAGAGUUUCAGCUGGAGCUGCCCAGCGGUGGCUCGGAAGGACCACAGAAUCUGUGGGAGAUACCGCCGCAUUCUCUCAAGCCCGUCAUACGGAUCUCGUUCCAUGGUCGCACCGCCGGCAAUCACAGCGCCUACAUACGCAUCAAAAUAGCCGAGCAUGCCGCAGACGAUGAUCAUCUGCUGGAGAAUGUGCUAGUCAUACCUGUCGAAUUCGAAAUACUCCCGCGCCACGGCGCCUAUGCUCGCAAUCCGCUGGCCGACUUUGGUCGCCUCGCGACGGAUCAGCAUGCGGACGCGUUGCGCUUCAAAUUGGACAUGCAAAACAUGCAGCCAGUGAGCAAACUCAUUGGUAACUAUUUACGGCACAUACCCGGCUUGAGUUAUGAUGCGCACAAUGCCAGCAUUGUCCUGGAUCCGAAGUUGUUCGAGGAGAAUGCGAGCAUCAAUGAUUUGCUAGUGAUUGGCGGCGACAAUCAACAGCAGCCACAAUUCACCGUGCUCGUCCGUGCCGAGAUCUUCAAGGGUGGCCUAGGCUUCGAUCGGAAUUGCACACUGUUCAUUACGAGUGGCGGCGGCGUGGAGGAAUCCCCGCUGGAAACGCAGCGUACACUGUUGGUGCGAAAUAAUUUCGGGUUUCCGCUGCUGCUGCACAAUCUGAGCGUGGAGGCGCCCAUUGAUCCUGCCGUGUUGCAGCUGUCAUCGCUGGAACAGGAGAUACUGCUGCAGCCGGGUGAAUCUGUGGAUCUGUUGCAGCUGCACUUGCUCAACGAGCAGGCUACUUUCAAGUCGAUGCUGCUCAUCGCGAGCAAUGUAACCACAUUUGAGCUGCCACUGAUUGCGUGCAGCGGCCGGUUACAUGUCUCCACACAGCCAUAUCAAUUGCAGUUGGCAACGGCGACGGCGACAGAUGCUGCUUACGGGCUGGAACUGGAUUUGGGCACGGUGCCGUUUGCGGAGAUGUCACGCGAUGGCUAUGUCAUAUUGCGCAACGACAAUCCCAUGCCCAUCAAGAUAACCAACUGGAACUUUAAACCGCCCAAGGAUGUCUACUUUCAGGCCGCCUUCAUGGGCUGUGUGCCCCGGGAUGGGCACGAUGUAAAUGCGGCUGUGGUUGGAGAUGCCCCCCGUGUGUCCAAUACAACACUUGGCGAGCUUAAGGCGGAUAAUAAUGGCACACAAUUUGAGUUUUGUGUGCAGUUGCGCGAGGGCGACAGAGCCGUCUUCAUCCUCUCCAUACAGACGCAUGUCGCCGAGGAGAGCAGCGGCACUUUGAAGGUGUGGACACCAUUCGAGCUGAUACGGAGCACGGUGCGCUUUAAGGCGUCGGUGGGUCAGCUGGAUAUUGAGCAAGAGCAGCUGCAGUUCAAGUCAUGUUUUCCCGGCAAAAUCUGUUCGGCGGUGCUGAGCAUACGUUCCACCUAUGUGAAUCCGGUGCACGUCAAGUCGGUGGCCUUUACACGGCGGGGUCUGCGCUUCAAGGAUUUCAAUGCCAAGGGCACGACGAUUGGUGGUCAAACUCUGACCAAAGUGGGUCGCAUUUACUUUGAGCCGGCAGCGCUGUGCGGCACCACUUGCUACAUACGCAGCAGUCUCGAGGACCACGCCAUCUUUCCCAGCCUGGCGGCGGGCGUGGGGCAGACGAAUAACAAUCUGCUCUACGAUGGCGUCGAGGUGCGUCAACGUACAGAACUCUAUCGGCAGUUUAAGCGCCAGCUGCACUCCAUGUCGCUGACGCUGCACACCGAGGAGCUGCCCCCAUUGGAGCUGGACUUUAGCAUUGCCAUAGAAUGGCCCAAGUUGGUGCAGCAUCAGCCGUUGCCGCCAGCGCCAACGAUAGCGGUGGGUCAGGUGCAGCGCCAAUGGAUAACGAUGAGUAAUCCGACGAUGCAGCCAUUGCUACUCGACUACUUCCUCUCGGAUCCGGCGUAUGCAAGACGCACACAACUCUCGCUGCCGCACGAGGUGAUCGAUGUGAGCAGUAGCAGUUGCUAUCUAACGGAUCGGGCUGUUUUCUCGCUCCCAGAUGCACCGUUCCACGGGCCAGUGCUGUUGCCGCCCGGCUCCACACUGACUAUACCCGUGCAGUUUAGCGCCGAGCAGGCAGACAAAUAUUGCACUCUGCUCCAUGUGCGCAGCAAUCUGACGCUGUACGAGGCCGUCUGGAUAACCGCACGGGCCGUUGAUUCCCAGUUUCGUUUCGGGAAUCGACGUCCUGGCUCCACGACGCCGCUGCUCUUCGAAUUCAAUGCGGAGCAAUUUGAGCGUUGCGAUGGCAGCAACUCCAAGUUGGAACAGCCGAAUCACAUUGUGAUGGCGACGCGCAGUUUUACGGCGAGGAAUGCGGGUGCAUUGCCCAUGUUCAUCCAGGGCUUCCUCAUUGGGCAGCGGUUUUGCGAGGGCUACGGCUUCAGGGUCAUCGAUUGCCAGUCCUUCUGGCUACACGAGAACGAGACGCGCAAAAUUGAGAUCAGUUUCAGCACGGAUUUUACGGCGGCACGUGUCCAGCGCACCUUGACGCUCGUCACGAAUCUCAGCUACGACAUCAACUAUCAGUUGUUGGCCCAGCUGCCGGCGGAGAGUAUGGAGCGUUGCGCCACCAGCCUGCCGCGUCCGGAGUGGGAACCAGCAUUGCGUAAUGCGGCACUCGUCAUCCUCCUGGUAAGCUUCUGUUUGGUGCUCCUUGCUGCGGUUUUCGAUGCACGUGCGAUUAUGGCACAGCAGAGUGCUUAUGAUGCGGCCCGCUUCAAGGGUCCCAUUCAGCCCACAUUCAAUCUGCGCAACAUUGUCAAGUUGCAGGUGGCAGAAGAGGCAGCAGCAGCAGCUGCUGCUGCGGCAGCUUCUCUCAAGGCGGAGCAACAACAACAGCAGCAGCAGCAGAAGUUGCGCAAUGGUCAGUUGAAGGAUCUGCGCAAGCGUACAACUGCCGACAAGUUGACAACUGCCACUCAGCGGAAACCCAAAUCCUGGUCUGUGUGGAGCAUGGACAUGACUGCAGCAGCAAGUGCAACAGUUGCUCCUGCAACCGCUCCUGCUCCCGUCAAGCCUCUCAGUUCGCCCAAGCCCAGCAAGAAGGUGCCAACACUACCCCCAACACCACCCGCUGCUCCCGCUCCCGCUGCAGCUGCUCCACGUGCAUCCAGGAAACCCAAACAAGCGACGCCCAUCGUUGCCACGUCCGCGCCAAUGCCCACGCCCAUUGCAACGCCCAAGCCGACGCCCAAAGCCGAAUCAGAGCCGGAGAAGCGCAUCAGUCCCAAUGCGAAACCAAAUUCCAGUCCGUCACUGCAGGAGAAUGUCUCGCCGCGCACACUCAAGCUGAACCCGGACACGCCCAAGGAGCGUGUGCUCAAGGAGCAAAAUGGUAGCGCCAAGAAACUGGGCAAAACACCUGGACGCGAACGACGCAAGGAACAAAAGCUGAUCACUCUCAAUGGCGCCGGCAAUGGCAACGGCAAGAAAUCCGGGGAACGGGCCAAGCAACGCAGCAAGCAACUCAAUUUCAAUGGUAAUGCGAUUAUAGCUGGCGGUGGCGGUGUCUUAACGCUGACCACGCCGGAUGUGGAUGCCUCAGAGACAAUGAUCACGUCACCAUGGGAGACCAGUAGUCGCGUCUCUUUCCGGGAUGUGCUGCAAACGAGAGCGUUACCAGCGUUGGACAAUGGCCUUAACUGGAAUCCGGCUGCCAGCGACUUAGCCAGCAGUCAAUUGGGCCCAAUUGGCAGUCGCAAGAGUCCCACUGUGACAUCUCUCUGGGAUCCGCCGAUGAUAUCCGAUUCAGCCGUCGACGAUCAUUCGCCAAUGAGUUCUGUUUUUGAUGUUGUGGAGCCACCGCCGUUGGACAUGGACUUGCCGACCCUAAAUGAUCUAUCGCGACAACAGACGCAGGCGCAGUGGGAACGCAGUGAGCUGAUAUUGUGGCAGCAGUUGCUGCUGGAUCAAUUGGAACAGCAGCGUAAGCAGCAGGAGAAAUUGCUACUGCUCUCUAGCAGCAUUGAGAGCAACAAUUGGGCACUGAAUCUUGCUGCUGGUGGAACAGGUGCGACUUGGACGCCACUGGGCUAUGCCGCUUGGCCGCAGCAUGGGGCAGCAACACCACGUACAUCACCGGCGCAUACCAUAACGCCUGGUGUGGGCGUAAUACGUCCACCACCUGGCCUGGAAUCCAAUUACAAUAACAAACACAACAACAACAAUUGCCAGUUAACAGCAGCAGUUGCAGGAGUAGGAGUAGCAACAUCCUCAGGAGGAGCUACAGCAACAGCGCCGCUUAACAGCAACAACAACAACAACAGCAAUGUUAAUAACAGCAACAAUAACCAUAUCGAUGGAUUGGCCGCAUUGCAGGACGCACAAGAGCGGGUGGCAUCGAAUGCGAUGCCCACCCAUGCCCAAUAUGAUCCAUUUACGUCGCCAAGCUCAAUCUGGUCGGACAAUUGGCGGCAGCGCAACAAUCAUAUGAACUGAAACGUUUAUCCAAAGCUCACUGAUCAAAUUUAAGCAACCAAAUGAAAUUCUUACUCUAUAUAAGACACUUAGGCUAUGCUAAGAGAAAAAUGAUGAGAUCUUUUCCAAUUUGACUUUUUGACUAAAUAAACUGCAAAGAUAAAUGA
Molecule: messenger RNA, 5349 nt
Organism: Drosophila grimshawi
Lineage: Eukaryota; Metazoa; Arthropoda; Insecta; Diptera; Drosophilidae
Gene: Tmem131
Product: transmembrane protein 131 homolog
Exons: 3
Coding region: 113-5203 (1696 amino acids)
Cellular component (GO): membrane
Source: RefSeq, a predicted model, not a curated record